Molecule: messenger RNA, 1574 nt
Organism: Scomber japonicus (chub mackerel)
Lineage: Eukaryota; Metazoa; Chordata; Actinopteri; Scombriformes; Scombridae
Gene: rnd2
Product: Rho family GTPase 2
Exons: 5
Coding region: 132-836 (234 amino acids)
Biological process (GO): small GTPase-mediated signal transduction
Molecular function (GO): GTP binding; GTPase activity
Source: RefSeq, a predicted model, not a curated record
UAAAAAAGCGCACCGGGUUGGCGCAUGUAUUUGCUCAUUUUUCUUUCCAAUCUUCGAUUCCGCUGCGUCUCGUAUCGGAUGCUGGAUGCAAUCUAUCCCCACGUCAACGAUACACCUCUGAAGGACAAACCAUGGACAGUCUAGGCAGCCGCUGUAAAAUUGUGGUAGUCGGGGACACGCAAUGUGGGAAAACGGCACUCCUGCACGUUUUUGCCAAGGACUGCUAUCCAGAGAACUACGUGCCCACAGUGUUCGAGAACUACACAGCCAGUUUUGAGAUAGACAAGCACCGGAUUGAGCUGAAUAUGUGGGACACGUCAGGUUCCUCUUAUUAUGACAAUGUGAGGCCACUGGCAUAUCCUGAUUCUGAUGCAGUUCUCAUCUGUUUCGACAUCAGCCGCCCAGAGACUUUGGACAGUGUCAUAAAAAAGUGGCAAGGAGAGACGCAGGAGUUUUGUCCCAAUGCCAAAGUGGUGCUGGUUGGCUGUAAACUGGACAUGAGGACAGACGUCAACACCCUGAGGGAACUUUCCAAGCAGCGACUCAUCCCUGUCACCCACGAGCAGGGCAGCACAAUAGGUCGACAGAUUGGAGCGGUGGCCUACGUAGAGUGCACUUCCAAGGUUUCCGAGAACAGUGUUCGAGACGUGUUCCACAUCACCACGGUGGCGUCGGUGCGGAGGCCACACAAGCCGCAGCUAAAACGCAGCAGUUCCCGCAGGGGGCUGAAGCGGGUGUCGCAGCUCCCCCUGCCGCCCCUGCCGGGCCGGACUGAGCAAAUCGACCAGCCCCCGGUCAUGAGGAAGGACCGGGCCAAGAGCUGUGUGCUCAUGUAGAGACCGAUCAUAAAUACUGUAUAUAAAUAUGUAUAUACUUAAACACAGAAAUAUAUAAGAGAGGAAGUCUAUUUAUUGUUUUUUUUGUUUGUAUUUUUUUCCUCGUAUUUUCAUUUUUUGCACUGCAGAGGAGUGAUGAAAAAAAAACAGCGCUGUGGAAACAAAUGCUUUGGAUUUUUUUUUCCUUUUUUUAAUUUUUUGCGUGUGUGCAUAUUUUCUAAGCUGUUUACAUAUUUGUGUUGUUUUGAAAUGAUGGCAAAUUGGACUAACCCUCCGGACAUGAGGAAGCUGUGAUAGUGGAAGUGUCGUCUAGUGCCGGGUAUUAAAGAGGAAUUAAUUUCCUGAAACCGCUCUCACAAAAGGAUGGCAGAGGUGAUGGAGCAGAGAGUGGAGAGAAUGAGGAAGAACCAUGUUGACGUCUGAGGAUGAAGCUCAUUUUCAAAGACUGUGUUGCUCAGCGGACAUGAUGACUUUUGUCCAUUUGCACUGCCUGAAGAUGCUUCCAGUCGCCAUAUUUGAGAGGAAAACCUGUAUGUAUAGUAAUGCUGAAAAGGGAUUCUACUGAUCAGAUGAACAAUGGCUCAAACCAAACAUUAGGAGCUAGAGCUGUGUUUUUGUUACGGCAAUAUUGUGAAGGUGCGUGCGAGCAUUACUACCACAAGUGCAUUUUAGAGAAGAAAAGUCACAAAAUACAGUAUCUGAUUUUCUUUUGUUCAUUUAACACAGUUUUUCUCAUCA